Messenger RNA from Lasiosphaeria miniovina, 366 nucleotides. RefSeq lists its product as uncharacterized. NCBI's taxonomy places the organism in Eukaryota, Fungi, Ascomycota, Sordariomycetes, Sordariales, Lasiosphaeriaceae. The transcript has 5 exons. Bases 1 to 366 code for a protein of 121 amino acids. The record is from RefSeq and is a predicted model, not a curated record.
AUGAGGCUCGCCAUCGUUUUCUCGACGGUCAUAUCCGCUGCAGCGGUGCUGGUUCAAGCCAGCCCUGCGCAAAAUGACGCCGCCGUUGCCGAUUACAUCAUCAAGUGGUGCCAGAAUGCCAACUACCAAGGGACGUGCGUGGAGACACGACGCGGCGUUGUAGGAAAGUGCUACAACGUGGAUGCGGCAAAUGUCGGCAAGCUCGGCUCUGUGCAGCAUGACCCAGGUCUGACGUGCUACUACUACUCAAAGGCUGCGUGCGACGGCAGCUUUGCCGCCCAGGCUCAGAACACCACGACACUCCCGCCGGGCAACCAGAUCAAGUCGUGGAUGUGCGACCUGACUUCGCAGCUCAGCCCGCCUUAA